Cantharellus anzutake is the source of this 1308-nucleotide messenger RNA. Its product is annotated as cytidine deaminase-like protein. The transcript is spliced from 4 exons. Lineage: Eukaryota; Fungi; Basidiomycota; Agaricomycetes; Cantharellales; Hydnaceae. The record is from RefSeq and is a predicted model, not a curated record. The coding region runs from base 93 to 1010 and encodes 305 amino acids. Gene Ontology annotation, cellular component: nucleus; cytoplasm. Gene Ontology annotation, molecular function: tRNA-specific adenosine-34 deaminase activity.
CUCCCAUUUCGUCUACUUCAACUGUGGCCGCAGAAUGCCCAGGAUCUGGAGACCGAUGAGGUCUUCGAGACAAACCCAAAACCACAAAUGAGAUGAUCCGCUUCGUCCACAUACUGAAUGUCCCCAACGAUGGUGCUGCUUCCACCUUCGAUCCAUACGGAAAUCGGCCUCAACGCCCCUCAAGUCUGGUAAGCGCCCAGGUGCAGCCUCGUGUCCCUGGCUUAGAAGCCCCAGCAGGGUCAACUUUCAUUCUUCUCGCUCCCGUGGAGGAACUAGACCCAGAUUUUAUGCCUGUGGAACUUUUUACACUCCCAGCUGGGCUGUCAGCACCUUACAAGGUUAAAGCCCCUCGCUUUCCGGCAAAAUCGAUGGCCCAGCUGCGAAAUAAGACACAGCUUUGGCCAUGCCUGUACUCUCCCAAGCCCCUUCGACCCGCGGAAACCCGGAAAUGGCUACCAGAUGAGGUUCGGUGGGUUCGACAAUGCAUGAGUAAAGUGCAGCUAGAAGCCAAGCGUGCUCAACAACGUGGAGAGUUAGGGAUAGCCACAUAUGUCUCCUGCUUCGAAGACCCGUCUAUCGGUUUCUUAGCAAGUGAUAUGAGGCGCUCGAUGCGUCAUCCCCUCCGUCAUUCUGUCCUCAACGCAAUACGCUCUGCAGCCUACUACCAAGCCUCUUUCAUACCCAAUUCUGAUACCUCCAUGAAUAGGACAGCUGAUGCAAUGGUUGGAAGCCCGACAGCUUCAAAUGGGACUCGAAACGUUCCGUACCUCCUUACGUCCUUGACUCUGUUCACGACACACGAGCCUUGUAUCAUGUGUUCCAUGUCUCUGGUUCAUUCGCGCGUGUCUCGAGUUUUUUUCUCCAAGCGGAUGAAGACCGGAGGAUGCGGUGGAUGUGCUGGCGCUGCAGUAGUUAGUUUAGGUGGAAUUAACCAUCGCUACGAAGUGUAUGAGUGGACAUUGGAGGAUGCCGAUGGGGACAAUGUAGAUGUUGAUACAAUCGAUGCGUGAGGAGUGGAAGCAGAGGUGCGAAUGGAAGAUUUGUUAUUCAUACAUAUUUGUGCAUCUCGUGCAAUCGACGCGAAUAUAUCCACCCACUAUGCCAAAUUCCCAGCCCCGAAGCCACCUUUGCCCGCCGCCAAUUCCGCCCCGAGUUUGUACCCAGUGACCUAAUGGAAGCCGUCAAGCCAGAAUUAUCCUCGUUGAAUCUGCUCACCUUAUCCCAGUCUAACUUCUGUCUUGUGAGGGGUAAUGCUCGUCUAAGGCUCUUAAAGGUCUUCUCUCCCAUUUCGGUGUACGCAUCAUUCAG